AUGACUUUCCCUUUCUUCCUCCCUGACACUUCCUUCCCUCUGACUUUUCCUGAAGCACGUCUGAUCUUCAGCUUCAUUUCCUCCAUCCUAUUCUGCCUUCCUGACCUGCAUCUCCUUCGGGUCAUGUCCAAGCGUCUUGGUGAACCUAACAAAGGCUGGGCCACAAUCACCCCCGAGCGCUUUGAAGAAUUGCUCGAGGCACAACGGGCAACUUACGCCGUCCUCACUGACUAUCUGGCUGAGAGAGGACGGCCUCUCGAAGACAGUAUCCAUGCCCCUCCUGGCAUCGCUCCUAUCCGCCGUGCUCCUCGUCCUGCUAGACAGCGCAUUGUGGCUGACUGCCAGGACAUUUUUAGUUUCAACUCUCUGAGCGAUGGUGACAACAAGCGGAGCGCCUCGCCCUCUGUCAGCCCUGGUGCUGGUGUCAAUCCCCUUGCGCCUGCCUUUACCCCUACUUCUCCUGCCGAGACCUUCCCCGAGGCCGAUAAUCUCGAGGCCAAAAUUCGCCGAGGCGUUCGUUCCCCCGACGAGUUCAUGAUGCUCGUUAGAUCACUCAAGAAGGUCAACAUCACCGUGCCGCCUCGCCGAAUUGUCUUUGGAAAUCUGCCCAAGGGAACCAACAUCUCGGAUGUUAUUUGUUUGGUCUUUGAUGGCGCCAUCAUGCGCGCCUGGAGUGUUGUUGAUGAUCAAGUGAUUGUCGAAUUCUGUGACGAUCUUGCUUGCCGCCGCUACUACGAUGCAAAUUUUCCCGGCAUCAAGGUCUGCGGCGACCACGUUAUUACCGUUGAGAAGCCGGACGACACCGAGGUUCUCACGGAUGUGCAGCGCCUUCACAUUAAGAAUGGAGUUUCUCGCUUGGUUGGCAUCAAUGGCAUUACUAACCACUUGUUCGCUCCUCUCUGUGAAGUUCUCAAAUGCUACGAACUGGAUCACACCCAUUUGGUUGAAUGCGACAAACCCGGCAUGAUCUACGUCUAUUUCCGCAACCUCGCUCACGCCUCAGACUUCCGUACCAGACUGGAAGAGGACUCCUCGCGCUGGGGUGACUGCGUCGUCGACUACCUUCCGGACCCGCAAGUCGCUACUCGAUUCCAUUUCAAUGGAGCCUCCCCGCGAUUCUACGGUGCCGCGAUCGCACCUCCCGGCCAGCCUUCGACCCGCGCUUCUUCCUUCAGCGCCUAA
Molecule: messenger RNA, 1182 nt
Organism: Penicillium atrosanguineum
Lineage: Eukaryota; Fungi; Ascomycota; Eurotiomycetes; Eurotiales; Aspergillaceae
Exons: 4
Coding region: 1-1182 (393 amino acids)
Source: RefSeq, a predicted model, not a curated record